GGAAGAGGAGCUGGCUCUUCCCUCAGAUCUCUUGUGCUGGCUGAUUGAUUAGGACCUACUGGAGGCUGGGAAUCAUGCAUCGCAAGGAAAUACCACCUGUACCCUGCUUCCCUGCCAACUCUGUACACACCACAGCGUUUGAGACCGGAGCCCCACGGGGGAUGGAAUUGGGUCCCAGAGGAGCUGUAGAUCGAUGCGACCUCUGUCACAGUCAUGGCAUCACUACCCAGAUAAGAGGCCACAGGCAUUUCUGCCUCUUCCAGGCCUGUGUGUGUCACAAUUGUGCCCUCUCCUGGGAGCCUUGGAGGGUGUUGCCUGAUGUGAGUGCCUUGCAGAAGGAGCAAGAGGCAGAGCUAAAGAAGCUCCUGGCUCAAGGACUGAUAAAGACUGUGGCUGCCUCUCCCAACGCUCAGAACCACAUGGAGAAUUUGGCCACUGAAGCAGGAGUCCUCACUGGGAAGGAGAGCCUCAUGCCCCAGCCAGAGACCCGCCCUCCUACAACCCCCAAGGAGCAGCGCUCCAAAGGGGCCGUGCUGCUCAGCCAGCCCCCUGAACUUCUGACUCUGCCCCGUGAUCCAACGACCUGGGAGCAACAACAGAUGGCUUCUCUUCCCAGAGAGCCCUGCUGUCCCCCUGCCCUGCCCGGCAUAUGCUCAGCUGUGAUCCUUCAUCCCUGUGCCUCGCAUAGCCCUCUUCUACAGCAGCCACAGGUCGUCAAAGCCUCUGACCAGGCUUCUGUUUCUGCCUGCUCAGAGUGGCAGAAGAUGCUGGAGGCUGCUGAGGCUCUGCUCUCUCUGAAAAACUCUCGCCUGGCCCCUUCUGUUUCCAUCUCCACACACCAGCCCUGCAACCCACCAGCAGAUCGAUGUGAACCCAGGGCCCAGAGAGGAAGGCCUGGAGGAGCUCUGAGGAAGGAAAAACACAUGAGGAGCCCAAGAGGGAUGGCUGGUCAUUCCAGGACCAAAACGGUGGAAGAGGCGCGCUCCUGUGGAGAUAGAGGACUCCAGUCUCCAGGCCCCUCUCUCCGCCCCAGGCCCAACAACUCCACGUCGCUGCCUACUGGACGCCUAAGGUGAAUCUCCUCUUUAAUCUAGGAGCCCAGAGGAAGAAGCCUCA
This is a messenger RNA of Tupaia belangeri chinensis (Chinese tree shrew), 1116 nucleotides long. Its product is annotated as doublesex- and mab-3-related transcription factor C1-like. Lineage: Eukaryota; Metazoa; Chordata; Mammalia; Scandentia; Tupaiidae. Gene Ontology annotation, biological process: regulation of DNA-templated transcription. The record is from RefSeq and is a predicted model, not a curated record. Gene Ontology annotation, molecular function: sequence-specific DNA binding. The transcript is spliced from 9 exons. Gene Ontology annotation, cellular component: nucleus. The coding region runs from base 75 to 1076 and encodes 333 amino acids.